Etheostoma cragini (Arkansas darter) is the source of this 940-nucleotide messenger RNA. It is a transcript of the gene cldni, whose product is annotated as claudin i. The record is from RefSeq and is a predicted model, not a curated record. Lineage: Eukaryota; Metazoa; Chordata; Actinopteri; Perciformes; Percidae. The coding region runs from base 177 to 815 and encodes 212 amino acids. Gene Ontology annotation, cellular component: plasma membrane; bicellular tight junction. The transcript has 3 exons. Gene Ontology annotation, molecular function: structural molecule activity. Gene Ontology annotation, biological process: cell adhesion; bicellular tight junction assembly.
CCCACACCUUACAUUCCUCUACAAAUACCCCACUUUAUGAGAAGGUCUCUGCACAACACUUGUACAUCAGAAAACAGCAUCUUCAAAGCAACGAGCAGACAGGAAGAAAGGAAGAAUCCAAAGAAACACUAACUUUUCAAUUUUCCCAUCAAGUUCAGAGGACACAGAUUAAAGGAAUGGGAUCUGUUGGAGUUCAGAUUGUUUGUGUGGCCCUCUGCGUCUUUGGCCUAAUCGGGGUCAUUGUAUGCUGCGCUGUCCCACUCUGGAAAGUGUCCUCCUUCACGGGAGCCAACAUCGUGACUGCACAGAGCAGACAGGAGGGCCUGUGGACCAGCUGUGUGGUGCAGAGUACCGGCCAGCAGCAAUGCAAGAACUACGACUCCCUGCUGGUGUUGCCCUCUGACCUGCAGGCCGCCCGUGCCAUGACCAUCAUCAGCUGCAUGUUCUCCUGCCUCAGCCUCCUGAUCCUAUUCUGUGGGGCCGACUUCACCACCUGCAUCGAGAACGAAGAUGCCAAGCCCAAGAUCAGCUUGGUGGCCGGGGUGGGCAUGUUGCUGGCCGGCCUCCUGGUAAUCAUCGCCGUCAGCUGGUCCGCUAACAGUACUGUGACAAACUUCAACAACCCCCUGGUGGAUGCUGCCAACAAGAUGGAGCUGGGAGCGUGUAUCUUUGUGGGCUGGGGGGCCGGCGUGCUGCUCCUUCUGUCUGGAGGUCUGAUCUGCUGCUUCAGCAGGCCCAAAUCUGGCAGCUCCGGUGGAACUGCCAAGUAUUACAGCAAUAGCUCCGCCCCCGCCGCCAAUAAAAACUAUGUGUAGUGGCUUUAUGAAGGGAAUUGGUGUUAGGGGGGAAAUAAGGGGCUACGGGUUAAGUUGGUAAAAGACUGGGAAGAAACAAAGUAGAUGACACCAGCGGUUGUUUUAGGAAAAACGUAAAAAAAAAA